Molecule: messenger RNA, 704 nt
Organism: Microplitis mediator
Lineage: Eukaryota; Metazoa; Arthropoda; Insecta; Hymenoptera; Braconidae
Gene: mRpL20
Product: 39S ribosomal protein L20, mitochondrial
Exons: 3
Coding region: 55-501 (148 amino acids)
Biological process (GO): translation; ribosomal large subunit assembly
Cellular component (GO): ribosome
Molecular function (GO): structural constituent of ribosome; rRNA binding
Source: RefSeq, a predicted model, not a curated record
CAAUAUAAUUUGAAAUUAAAGUUGACAUUUUAAAUAAUAAACUUAAUAUUAAAAAUGGUUUUUAAAUCAUUAACUCUUUUCGCGCGUUCCCGCGGUCCAGAUGAAUUUUGGCGUAAAAGAAAAAUCUUUAAAAUGUCGGCUCACUUUCAUAAUCGGAGGCGAAAUUGUUAUUCAAUAGCAAUCAAAGGUGUAAACAGAGCACUCAUGUUUUGUUUCAGAGGCAGAAGAUUAAAACGUCAACAACUUCGUGAAUUAUGGGACACAAGACUGGAAGCAGCUUGCAGCCAACAUGGAAUAUCAACUAAAAUUUUACAAGAAGGAUUAACUAGAAAUGAAAUUCUGCUUAAUCGUAAAGCCCUCGUAGAUUUAGCGAUCUGGGAACCGAGGACAUUUAAAUCCUUGGCAAAAGUAGCAUGGGCGAGAUGUAAAAUCGACGGACUGAAUACAGUAAAAGAAUUGCCUCUUCCCGGUGGUAUCAUCACUCGCGGAAUGCUGAAGUAACCCAACUCAUCAUUUAUUAUAAAUUAUAUAUAAAGUGUAUUAGAAUUAAAAAUAAUAUGUUGUGCAUUUGAAGCUUUAUUUGGCCUGAAUAGUUACACCGUUAAUUAAAUAUAUCAUCAUCAACAAUAAACUCUAGUUGUUUUAUUAUUUAAAAAUACAAUUCUCUAACUCCAUUAUGGAGAAGUUUAAAUUUAUUGUUCAUA